AUGACAUUACAAGAAAAACCGGAAAUAUUUACUCACAUAAAAAAAAAAUUAUCAUUCGGUACGUAUGCCGUUAAGUGGAUACCUUUUUCAGCAAAGUUCGUAGUUUUAGGGCAACACCCUAGAGGGACCGGUUUGUUUCAAGUUUAUGAACUUAAUGAGCAAGAAUUAAUGUUGAUUAAAGAGCGUGAAACUGGGGGCGCGUUAAAGUGUGGAACAUUUGGUGCAUCGAGUCUUAAUGCUCGUCAUUUAGCAACUGGGGAUUUUGAUGGACGUCUCGCUCUUUGGGAUCUUGAAUAUACUGAAGCACCGGUGUUUUCCAUCAAAGCUCAUUCAAGUAUCAUUAACGAUAUUGACGGAUGUGGUGGAUCCAUCACAUCUUCGCACGGACCACCAGAAUUAGCAACUGCAAGUAGAGACGGAACCGUUAAAAUAUGGGAUAUCAGGCAGAAAAAUCAACCUGUUAUUAAAAUUGAUUCAAUGGAAGAAGCCAAGGGAUCCAGGGAUACUUGGUGCGUUGCAUUCGGAAACGCGUGGAAUAACAAAGAGCGAGUAUUAGCAGCUGGUUAUGAUAGUGGUGAAAUAAAAUUAUUUGAUUUAAAAGCAAUGUCAACUUUAUCAGAAUUGACAAUCUCUUCUGGGGUUGUUUCUCUAGAAUUUGAUCGUCAAUAUACAAAACUCAACAGAUUAACUGUAGGUUCCCUUAAAACUUUAGAAGUAUUUGAAAUCAAUGAAGAGGACAAAUUAAAAUCAUUAGCCACGGGAAAACAUGAAGAUGACACAACAAAUUGGUGUGUACGUCAUGUUCCCCAAUCUCCAAAUUUGUUCAUGGCAUCAACUAGUUCUGGGGCCGUUAACUUAUAUCAAAUUAAAAAUAAGUCAUUAAAAUUGAUGACUAGUGCCACUGUAACCGAACAACCUGUGGCUUCUGUUGACUGGCAUAUAAAUAAAUCCGGUUUAACUGUUUUUACAUCAUUUGAUGGGACAAUCGGUGUGAAUAUUGUUACUAAUAUUUGA
Rhizophagus irregularis DAOM 181602=DAOM 197198 is the source of this 1014-nucleotide messenger RNA. RefSeq lists its product as uncharacterized. Lineage: Eukaryota; Fungi; Glomeromycota; Glomeromycetes; Glomerales; Glomeraceae. Gene Ontology annotation, molecular function: ubiquitin binding. The record is from RefSeq and is a predicted model, not a curated record.